CCAAGCCAAAAGGUUGUGUGCCUCGCAACAGCAACAGCGACAGCAACAGGAGCAACUGAAGCAACAGCACGGCAGCAACAUCAAACAUCAACCGUUUACAGUUGAACAUUCAAAAGAAUAAAUAGCAACUGGGAAACGUGCAACAAGUCACAGGACAAUAUUUUUUUUUCAAAGUGCCAAAUAUAUAUGAAGUGUGUUUCUGUGUGUCGAGUUUACAAUACAUGUACCAGAGUAUUUAUUUUUUUUGUGAAUUAAAAGCAAUGCAAUAGUUAUCCGAGCACCCCCAUCGAAUCACUUAAAUUACCUGAAAGCAGCCACGGAAGUACAACAAAUCAGGAUACCACAUACCUGAUCUACUCAUCAUACCUAUAAUGUAUAGCACAUUGAACCAUUAAGCCAUUCACUGAGGACCUGACUAGCAACAGACGAUUUAACUAACGUUGAUCAAAACAAAAAAAAAGAAACUACUAAAACUAAAAAGAAUACAAAGAGAAAAAACGUUGAUGCCAGCGAUAUUUUAAAUGCGAAAGCCAAGGGAAAAGAGAUCAUAAGCCAACAAGGUAACCAAAACAGAGGAAUCCUAACUCAAACUCAAUCGAGGCUGAAGACACCAAAGAAGACAAAUUAAGCAUUGUAUCUCUGUGUCUCUGUGUGUGUAGCAAACCCAUCAGUACCACCCCCCUCCAAAAAUCAAAAAAAAAAAAACCCAAAAAGCCCCACUGAAAAAUAACCCACGAAUACAAAAAUACAGACCCAAAAAUCACCGCCAUUUCGGCUAGCCGAAAACCACGAAAGAAAGUCGCAAUCAUUCGUAAGAACUCGAACAUUAAAUAGACCGGAAGGAGGAGGAUAGGGCCGGAAAUAGCCGAGUAAAGGAGGGCCGCAGGAGCGGCAGGAGCCGAAGGAUACCGCUCACGUUCGAGGAUCGGCGGGCGCUGCCACAGAAACCAGAACAUGCGCCAUGUCAAAACUGCGGCAUUACCGGUCCAUGGAUCAGCCGUGCAGCAGCACCUGCGUGGUCAUACGCAAAAAGACUAUGACAGCCAUUUGCUUUGUGUGCAACCUGCCCAUCAUGUCGCACCAAGUGGGUUUGGUGUGGCAGGGCGGAAACGGCUGGGACGAUCUUGUGCGGGAGCAGCUGGAGGAGUCCACCAUACGGCAGCGGUUGGGCGGACGACGGGACUCGGCGGCCCAGAUCACCACCCCGCCGAGCACCUCGCCGCCGCCAGGACUGCAGCGCCGGCGGCGCAGCUCGCUGGCCCAGCUGACGGACAUCCUGCGGGAGUGGAGCGGCGGCACCAAGCAGCAGCAGCAGCACCACUCGCAACAGCAGCAGCAACAGCUGCAGCAAGCAUCCCGCUCCAAGGCGCAGCUGAAUCGCCGCGAAACGCUCGCGGAUCUGGCGCGCAGUCUGCCCUGGCGCACCUCCACCACCACCGAUGCGAGCACGGGUGCCGGGGGAUCGGGUGGUGGCGGCUGCACCACCUACAUGGCGCCACGAAAGCGACGCGAAUCAUCCGCGGACUCGGGCAUCCGGAGCAUGAGGUCGCGACGAGACUCGAAUACCGCCGAGUUCGUCAGGCACUGGAAUCGGCGCGAGAGCGGGGCAGUUGAGGAGCAGCCCAGCGUCUCCGUGCCCGUCGUCGUCGAGUGCUCUAAAAGCGCAUCCCGGCGCGGAUCCGGUGAGAGCUACCUGUCCAGCAGUCGGCGCGAUAGCAAUGUGGCCGGUCGGGUGACCACGCCACCGCCACCCGGCAAAUACCAGAUGGCCAAGAAGCGCGACUCACUGGCCGCGCCGGAAUUCCCAAACUUUCGGCAGGAGCAGCGCCCGUCCACCAGUUCCGCCGGCUCCUGUUCGGACCACUCCAUGCCCCUGAUAUCGACGCACUCGAGCACUCACCACCUGGCCCAUCAGCAGGUGGACUCCGCAUGCCAAGCCCUGCCGCCGCCAACGAUCAUCACCAGCUCCGUGACGCCACCGGCAACGAGUCCGACGGCGCCGAAGGGUCGCCGCGAUUCGCAGACGCAGUGCGGCCGGGUCAAUCGGCGGGAUUCCAAGGCAGGCGUCAGUCCGGAGCGGGCGCCACGCCUCCAGCGGCUGCAACGCCAGGCGACCGCCUUCGACGAGGGCUGCCUGCCGGGCGGCAGUAGGCGUGGCUCCCAACCCGUACUCAGCCCUGAUCCGCCCGACGAUUGCGAGAGGCGCACCUCUCGGCGGGAUUCCCUGUCACCGGAUAGCGCCUCGCGUGGCGGUCGUCGAGAUUCGCGGACGCAUCUAUCGCCGGAUCGAUCCCACGAGCGGGAUGGCAGUCCAAGGCGGCACACACUCCGGAGGCAGAGCAGUUCGGCAGCCAAAUCGCCGAGAUCGCCGGACUCGAACAGCUGCUGCUCCUCCCGGGAUCCAAGUCCCUGCUCUAGGCCACAAACGCAGACCACCGUCGAGCAGAACCAGCGGCCGGCCAUUCGGAGGCAGUCCACCACCGAGGAGAUCCUGAUCGCCAGGGGGUUCCGCCGGCAGUCGACCACCGAGGAGAUGAUCCGCUGCAGGAACUUCCGCCGACAGAGCUCCCAGAGCGACGACGUCUGUCGUUAUCGUGGCAGACGCGAUUCGUCGGCGCAGAUAAUUGACGGCACCAUUGGCACCAUGACCGUGGAAACAACCAGUACUUUUUUCGACUCCAGCACCCAGACAGAACCAUCGCCGCUUUAUGACAACAAUCACUAUCAUGAGGAGUGCCUGCGCUGCAAUUCGUGUGGUCUGAACUUGACUGGGCCCAACCAAAAACGGGCCAGGAGAUUCAAGAACCAGAUCCUGUGCGACCUGCAUUUCGCGGACGUGGCCCUAAUGGAGUGCUCCGAUUUCAUGCAGCAGCUGCGGAGCUUCAAGCCGCAAUCCUUGGGCUGUGCGGUGGCCAGGCGCAAAAGUUCCACGACGCUGAUAUUCCCGCUGCCACCUCAGGCUUGCUCAGAUGAGUUCUGCGAGGAGUAUCCGCACAAUCUGAUGCCCACUCCCGGCUACUGGAUCGAGUGCUCCCGCCAGAAGAUCACCAUGCCCACCCCGCACACCAUUUGGGAUGAGAGCGACUCGGAGCACGAGGACAUCCGGGCAGGAAGUGCCAGCGAUGCCUAUCUGGAGCGCGAGUGCAGCGAUCUGUACGAGGACGAUGAGGACUCAGAGGCCACGCCCAGUCCGCGCAAAAAGACCACCAUCGAGGAGCAGUGGGACCAGCAGGGCGCCUUCGAACUGAUCUCCGUGGAGCAGGAGACGUACGAGAAGUACUUCUACGGCACCGAGCACUGGAACUACUUCACCAGCGACGAGGACCUGGGUCCGGUCAUCCUGUCCAUCAAGCAGGAGACGCUCAACGGACGGGAUCAGUUCCGCAUCCUGGUACGGGCUGGUUCCUACACGGUGCACGGACUGAUACCGGCGUCCUGUGUGUUCGCAGAUAGAUAUAAUCGCGAGGAGGUAGUUAGAUCUUUAGGUAAAGAAGUUAAUUUAAAUCCACCUUUAACGUUAGGACAAUUACCCGAUACGCCAGAGGAAUUAUUAAAAUUAGAUCAGGUUUUUAUAAAAUCAGAGUUAAAAGUUGGCGUCAUAUUUGUCAAAGAGGAUCAGUAUACCGAAGAGCAAAUUCUGGACAAUAAUGAAAAUUCACCGCUCUUCGACGAAUUCCUUACUCUUCUGGGCGAUCGAGUUCGGCUGCGUGGAUUUGAUAAAUACAAAGGUGGCCUUGAUACGGUGCACGACCUGACAGGUCUCUUCUCCGUCUACACGAACUGGCGCAACAUCGAGAUCAUGUUCCAUGUGUCCACGUUGCUGCCGUACGAGAAGCACGAUCCGCAGAAGCUUCAGAGGAAGCGCCACAUCGGCAACGAUAUCGUCUGUGUGGUCUUCUUGGAGGCGGAUAACACACGUUUCAGUCCCGCCUGCAUCAAGAGCCACUUCCUGCACACCUUCAUCUUGGUCCGCGUUUCGGCCAGGAUUAAACACAAGCCCACGCGAUACGAGGUGUCCGUGGUGACCCGCGACGAGGUGGGUGCCUACAAGCCCUACUUGUGGGAGCAGUCCGUCUUCGAGAAGGGGCCGAUGUUCCGGGAAUGGCUGCUGACCAAGAUCGUGAAUGGAGAGAGAGCCUCGUAUUCGGCACCGAAAUUCGCACGAAUGCAGGAGCGGACGCGGUCGCAGAUGCUCGAGGAUCUGGUGAUGAAUCUAUCGAAUCAUGCGGAAACUGGACAGAUACCGAAGCCAUAUAGACGCGGCAGUUGGCGACCGAUCGGUCACAUGCGACCGUCGUCACCGCUGCUGGAUUCCGUUCGCGAUCAAUUCGAGGACUACGAUCAGUUGGCCAAGGAUUUUACCCGCGUAUUUCUAAACGAAGAACCAUCGUGCCUGACCAACGCCCAUCUCUUCGAUGUCGUAUUCCUGGUGGGUCAGUCCAAGCAAAAGGCUCGAUUUAUUGGAGUUCGAGCUAUUCUCGGAGUACGAAGUCGAGUCUUUCAGGAAAUGCUCUAUGGCAUUCAGACCGGCUUUGGAUCGCCGCAGAUUCCGGUGGCGGAGAUCUUUGCGCGACCAGCUCCAUCGCUGGUCUCCCCGCAGAAUCAGAAACCGAAGAGCAACAACUAUCUGACCGUUCCCGAUUCCGAUUCGAUACGACCGAAGAGCGUGCCCUCGUCGCCGAUGGUGAAGAGGGCCUUCUCCCGACUGGGAACCAUUACGGCCGGAUGGGGUCGGUCCAUACGGAACAAGAACACCAACCAGCUGAAUCCGGACGACAAGAAGAAGUGGAUAUCGUCGACAGAUUGUUCGAACAGGGACAGCAAGGACAAGGACAAGGACAAGCCGGGCAACAACCAGCUGGCCGUGCCACGCCUCUCCGUCUGCGCCGACGCCCAGAAGGUCGAUCGCGCCAAAUUGGCCCAAACGGAGUUCAACAUCAUCGAAUUCGAUCCGGACACAUUCCGGGUUCUGCUCGACUACCUGCACACGGGCACCUGUCCGCUGACCUGCGUCUCCAUACCAGGGCUACUUUGUGCCGCGGAGCACUACGACCUGCCGGAGCUGCUGCAGGCGUGCUUCCACCACUGCAAGCAGUUCCUGCGCAUCGAGGUGGUCUGCCCGAUGCUCAUCUCGCUGGAGAACUACUACUGGCGCUACACAUCCGCCUCCGAGCUGGUCAACAUGAUCCUGUCGUUCGUGGAGAGCAAGGCGCACUCGCUGUUCAAGUGCCCGGAGUUCCUGCACCUAUCCGAAUCGAUGGUGCAGAUGAUCAUGUGCCGGGAGCUGCAGACGCCCGAGAUACGAAAGUUUGAGGCAAUGCUGGCGUGGGCCCAACACAAGGUGGGCAAACUGAAAAAUCAUCCGAACAAGGACACCCAGUUCGAGUUCGAAUGCAUUAUGGAGCGGCUGACGCGUGAUCUGAAUCUGUGCCGGAUCUCGCCCAGCGAACUGCUCACCGUCGUCCUGCCCUCCAAAUCGAUGAAGAACGAACGCAUCAUGGAGACGCUCAUGGUGCAGGUGAAUCUGGGGACAUACCGGAUGCCCGAGUUGGAUGCGUACCGUCAGCAGUUGCGCCAGCAGGAGUCCGCCGAGGCCACCGUCCAGGUCCACCGGGCCCACCAGAACCACCACAAUCCGCCACCCAUCGAUGCCCGUGCCUAUGCCAUGGCCUCCCUGGCCGCCGCCCUUGAGAUGCAGAAUUCGUCGAAUCCCCACCAGCCGAAUCCCGCCCGCGAUGCCGCCGACGAGGAGGUGGAGCUAUAUGCCAGUUUCGAUAAUGCACCCAGCACCAGUCGGGUGGCCGCCCAAAUGCAGGCCGCCAAGGAGGCGCGCCGGAAGCGAUGGGCGGCCGAUGGGGCCAGCGGGAGCAGCGGGGACGGCGGAUGCGCCAGCGGGAGCAGCGGCAGCGGGCGGCGCUACUAAUUGGAUGGAUGUGUUCCCGUGUGACUGGGCUAAGACUUAUGGCAAAAACACAUAGAAAUUCGCCAUUAACUAUAUGAAGAACUAAAAAUUGUGACUUUUUCUCAGCCACAACCUUUUGGAAAUUGUAAUGACAAUUCGGAAGAACAUUUUUAAAAUAUUUUGAAAAUUAUAUAGAAUUGCAGUGGCGAAUUUCUUAAAUUUGAGCGUACUUUCAUGUUGUUUGAGGCGAAUAAUUCUGAGCAGUGAUUGAGAAAAUACCGAUUUUAUUUAGAAAUACACAAAUAAACUCAGUUAAGUUCAAGGGAGUUCCCUAGGCCCAAGAUCAGUUUAAUGCUUAAUGCUUUAAUUCAAUUUGAUAUGGAUUAUUCAUUCAUUAUAAAAUGCCGCUUAAAGGUGACUUGAUCAAUCAUUUUUACAAAUGCCCCAAAUUUCACGAAUUUUAAAAUGAAUGGGGUAGAUUUCGAUGAAAAAGUUCCUUAGAUUUUAUAAACAUAUUUUCUAGUUAGUAAUUCAUAGAGAAUAUUUCUAAACUCAAUGUUCAUAUAUAUAUACCUAGAUAGGCUACUGAUUUUGGGAUAUGAUUGAAGCUCUUAAGUAAACUUUUCAACACUGUGCGAAUAUGACUGGCUUGUGUGUGUGCAUAUGUGUGGGUUUGUGUGUGUGUGAUUGGUUUUGAGUGUGUGUGUGUGUGUGUGUCUAACCAACCUAUCGCUCGAAAGACGCCCGAUCUAUCCAAAUCGAAACUGACAUUGUUAACUCUUACAUUCACCCCGGAAUGACAAGAGCCCCCAAUUUUUUGGGGGAUGCAUAGAGAGAGAGAGCGGAGGGAGACGGCGGCCCAAACCCACCCCCUCCCGCCCCCCUCUACAAGAGAUAAUGGCAAAAGCAUAAGCAUUUUCUACAAGUAUUACCCAACAUACAUACAUGCAUAUAUGUGUACGUCGUGCAAGAUUUUCCUAGGAAGGUAUGUAGAACUAGUCUGUUAAGGAACCACUGUGGCAUUCGAUUUUUGAUACCCACACAAUCGAGGAUAAACAGAAAAACAAAAAGGAUAAAAAAAAAGUGCAGCAAGGAAAAACAUACGCAAAAAAAAGGGAAAAAACAAGAAAAGGAAAUAAAAACAAACGCUUACUGAUGUAAAACAAAGACUUAAAACUAAAAAAAAAAAAAACAUGAAACCAAAUGAAUAAAAUAUAAAACAAAUUUUUUUAAUCAAUGUUAUUGGACAAAUGUAAGCUGAACAAAGAGAUCCUCUAGCCCCGACCCCCGACCCCCAUUCCCAUGUCCAUUCCCAUUGUAAGCCAUUUUCCAGUUCCCUCGAUAAGAACGAGUUACCAGAAGAACUCAAUUUACGACCUAAGAAAAUACUAUAUGAUGUACUUAAAAUGUUCAAAAGAAUUGCAAGCAUAAUCUAACUGUUUGAACGCUUUUUUUUUGGUUUUUUGUAUUGUCUGUUAAUUUGUUACUACCAAAAGCCAAGGAAGCAUAUUAUAGAUAAGUAUCUACAUUUCCAGUCAAGUUGGCUGCACUCCUGAACAUUUAAUACUGGUUAAUAUAGUUAUGCUAAAAGUGAAGAGAGAGUCCAGAGAACCAGAAAACCGAUUCAUAAGUGCAAUAUCUAAGUGUAUGUUUGUAUAACCAAUAAAUUAACUUGACCUAAGUGAACCAGCAGGUGUAAAUCCCCAAAAACAGUCACUGCUUUUAUGAACAAACCAGCCAAAUGGGAACUAAAACUAUGGCCAUAACCACAAGGCCAAAACCAGCAAUAACUAAAACUUGAUUAAAUGAAAAAACCUAAAAUUACUUGUCAGCAUAGGCCUCCUUGAAGAAAAACGGAAUGAACCCUGCAGAUCAUAGAGCCAUCAAGAGUAGCCCAUAGAUAGCCCAUCGUUUUCCACAUUCCCUUUGGAAAUCAGUUGACCCAAUUUGUGCCCAGUACCAUUCCUCGGAUAGAUUUACUGAAAUAUUAUUCUACUGGAAUUCUUCAGUUGCUAAAAAGACCGAUUUUCGUUCAAUAAACUAAAGAUGGCAAAAAUUCUGAUGCAACAUGAAAACUAGAUGUAAACGGCAGCAUUUCCCAAAGGGUUUCACUUAAAUGUUCAAAGACGCAUAUAUCAAAAUUCAAUGUCUAACUGUACAACCAAGUUUAUCAAGUGUCUGGCAGGUCAUACAUAUGUAAGCAUAAGAUUAAGCAAUUACAAUAUAUAACAAAAAAGAAAAAAACAAGGCCAGAAGAAAAAGAACCCUAACAAGAAAGGCAAAUGGAAAUCAAUAAUUAAACGCUUUCAGUGUGCAAUAACCGAAUAACUAACAUUAACGUUUAAUAACCAGACUAAACUAACACAUAAACUGUAAGCCAAAAGCUAAAACUGGAAAAUAAUGAAUUUGGAAAAUAGUACAGGCAAACGUUUUUGGGGCCUGUUUUUUUUUUUUUUUUUUUUUUUUGAAAACUUGGAUUGCAACCGAAACGAGCAGAUAUAAUGCAAAAAAAAAAUAGGUAAAAACAAAAAUAAACUCUUCGAAGCAUUUUGAAGGCCGAGUGCCAUUCAAUUCAAAAGUUAGUUAUACAAAUGUUGUACGUUUUUUUGUUGACUAAUCUACGAACAUUGAAAAAAAAAAUAGCAACAGAUUUAAAUGAACAUAAAGCAUAGCUGUAUUUUUACCGUCGCUCUAUCGACUCAAAUAUACUGUUUGAACUGAAUGUACUCAUCCGAUUAAUAUGAAUGUAUUUACCGCAGAUAUCCGAUAUACCGAAAAUAAACAAUAAGCGCUGUUUCUAUAUGUUCGCCCCGAUCGCCACCGCCCACCGCCCACCGCCCAUCGCCCCUCUGCCGUAAUUAACCCACCCAACCACCGGACGGCAGAGUGGGUGGUGCGCAGGGUGGUGCGAAACGGGCUCACUUUUUUGAUAGCAGAAGAUUGAAUCCAGGCAGGCAAUCGAUGAACAAAAUUUGAAAAAAUAAAAAAACACCCGUGACUCCUUUUGAGCUGACGAUCUACAUCUACAAUAUACGCAAAUGAAAACCACACAAGACAUUUGUUUAAUCGAAAAAGAAAAAAGCGCAUUUAAAUGCGGAAUAAAGCUAAAUAAAUGUUGUAAUUGCCACAGCCAAGCAUAACAGGAGAAAAUUCAAUAAAAAUUAUAAAAGUAA
Drosophila sechellia is the source of this 9075-nucleotide messenger RNA. It is a transcript of the gene rsh, whose product is annotated as Rap GTPase activating protein radish. Gene Ontology annotation, biological process: regulation of small GTPase mediated signal transduction. Bases 962 to 5923 code for a protein of 1653 amino acids. Gene Ontology annotation, molecular function: GTPase activator activity; protein binding. The transcript has 20 exons. Lineage: Eukaryota; Metazoa; Arthropoda; Insecta; Diptera; Drosophilidae. Gene Ontology annotation, cellular component: cytoplasm. The record is from RefSeq and is a predicted model, not a curated record.